AUGGCGCUCCCCUGCCAAGCGGGCGGCACACGGGACGACCGCCUCUGCUGGAGGGCUCCGAGCCGGAGAAAGGAGGCGGAACGGGGCGGCGUGUUUUGGACUGACGCCUCGGCCCGCCCCGUCCUGCCGGCCUUAAAAUGGCGGCGGCUAGAAGGCGGGCGGGAGAGCAUCGACAACGCCGACAACGAUGAGGGCCUGCAGCAGGCUCUGCGCUUCGCCAUGGCGGAGUACAACAAGGCCAGCAACGACAUGUACUCCAGCCGGGUGGUGCGGAUCAUCAGGGCCAGAAGGCAGAUUGUGGCUGGAGUCAAGUACAUGAUUAAAGUUGAGAUUGGCCGGACGACCUGCCCUAAGCCAGCAGCUGAUCUCCAGAGCUGUGCUUUCCAUGAUGCACCGCAGAUGGCUAAGCACAACAUUUGCAACUUCGUAGUGUACUCUGUUCCUUGGCUAAACAAAAUGCAACUACUGAGCAGUAGCUGCCAGUAA
Mesitornis unicolor (brown roatelo) is the source of this 486-nucleotide messenger RNA. RefSeq names its product cystatin-like. The coding region runs from base 1 to 486 and encodes 161 amino acids. Lineage: Eukaryota; Metazoa; Chordata; Aves; Mesitornithiformes; Mesitornithidae. The record is from RefSeq and is a predicted model, not a curated record. The transcript is spliced from 4 exons. Gene Ontology annotation, molecular function: cysteine-type endopeptidase inhibitor activity.